UGACGGUGGGGCGCGGAGCACGCUCUCUCGCGGUAGCUGCGCCAAGCGUCAGUGUCAAUAUGGCCGUUGACGUGAGCGCAGUAUGCGUAAAGACGUGGACGCGAUAGUAGUCUCGGUUCGAUCCCCCCUAACAUGAGGUAUACUGCGACCAGGAGGGACGCUUUUACGUAAUAUAUACCAUCCCCCCGGAUCCGUACAACGGACGUACCCGGCACGUACAGAAUGAACUGCGCCGCGCCGGAGGUGGCGGUAGCCGCGAACGGCGAGCAGAUCGGCGCGGUACAAGAUAUAAAAAACGCAAUGUUUAACAAUGGAGGGUCUAAAAUAAACAGUGACGACGCCAAAUCAACAGUUAUAGAAUUAUUUCCAUGGGUCUCAGAGUUUAAGAAAAUGUGUAAACGUAUAUACGCAGACAAAAGUAUGGCUUCUUUGGCAGAGCUUAUGCAGUAUUAUAUCAGAAAUGUAAGUAUCAGUGUGAAUGAAUGUUAUACAAAGCCUUUAAAAGCAGCCAAGCUGAAGGAUUCUAUUAGUGAAACUUUAUUUUUGUUCUUAUAUAUCUAUCGCGAGCUUUCUGAGGACCGUAAUAGAUUUAUUUACUUAAAUAACAUGUCCGAUUUAUUGGCAUUGUACAUAGAUAUGGAAUUAAAAGCUUCAAGAAAAAGUAAAGAAGAUCAUAGUAGAAUAUGUACAAGGCUUAUUUCUUGUCUUUAUAUAUAUCUAGAACAUUCUACCGAACAUUUGUUAGAUACUUUGAUAAAAAUACAGUUUAUGUGCCGGGGUUAUCACCGUAUUUUAGAUCCGAUAAUGAAAAAAGUAACUAAUAAAAUUCCAGCGCAUCCCGAAUCAAAUAUUAUGUACAUUCGUUAUCUUCUUAUUUAUUAUCUUUGGAGAAAGGUAAAUAGCGAUAUGGCCGUGAAAAGUCAAAUUACUACAACCGCAAUUGCCUCUCUGGGAGCACCACCAGCUGCUUUCCCACCGUGCGUGUUAGAAGAUGUAUUACCAAAAGUGCCAAAGUGUCAACCAAAUCCAGCAAGAUAUCUAAUGCAGCAGAAAUUUGACAUAAGAAAAUGCUGCGAAUUAUUUAUACAAUUCUGUAGAGAGACCAGAGAAGGUAUAUGGCAGAAAAAAAGUGAAAAUGCAACUACUACUCCAAACUUAUCCAAGAAAACUGCUUUACAACAGCUGGAAGUUACAUCACGCGAAAAUGAAAAUUUGGAUUGUAUAAAAAAUAAGUCCAAUCUUACUUUCUCAAAUAAGAAUACACAAAAUGACUCUGUUUUAUUAGAUAAUUUAAAAUCCUCAAAUUUAACAGAACAAACAAAUGUUAAACCUUUAGGCACGAUUUCUACAAAUAUUUCUGUAGCACGGACUAUUCUUAAGCAGAUAAAACCAAAAGUGCUUCCACAAAAGAAGGCUAAAAAAUCCAAUAAAAUUGUAAUAAUUGAUCUCACAACUGAUAUUGCUUUCGAACGAUGUAUAAAGAAGAGGAAAUCAAGAAAAGUUGCAUGGCUUGAAGAAGCUAAGAGAAAACUCGACACAAAAGCUAUAAGAGCGUCACAGAAGAUUAAGAAACAGCAGAUGGCAGAGAAUGUAACCUCCUUGAAGAAAAUGGCUCUCGAUCAGCAAUUGGAAGAUUUCCUUCAAUCCAUAUCUGCCACAGAAAAUACAUGUUUAAAGAAUAAUUCGAGUGCAUCUGCAAUAUGGGACAUAAAAUUAGAUAAUGAUAAAAUGAAAUCAAUACAAUAUUUUGAAACAGAAUAUAGAAGUACAUCGGUUAAUGGUAACACAAUAUCUACAAAACAAUUAAUGGAUGUGAACAGCAGUGACAAAAGUAAAAUUGUUGGGAUACCCCAAACAGUUUCUUCUUCUGUAAUCGUUGAUAGUCCACAGUCUAAUAAAUCUAAAAUUUCUACAAAAUUGUUAUUGGAUGUUUCAAAUGACACUAAUAACAUUAGUAAAUGCCAUGAUGUUAAUACUACUUUGGACGCAAAGAAUGAUGAAAAAAUGAACAAUAGAUAUAAUGCACAGACUGUGAUUAAACGACUGCUAGAAAAAGAUACUCCGCCUGAAAGUGAAACAUGUAAAAAAGUUGAAAGUUUAAGGAAAAUCUGUGAUUUAGGAACAGAGCACUCUAAAACUGUAAAUAUUCUUCCCGCGAUAUGUACCCAAAAUUCCAAAGAUGAAGAUGUUGAUUCUAAUCAUAAUGCUAAUUAUCUUAGUACAACUAAAGAUAAAUCCUUGUAUGUAAUUUCGUCUUCAAUACAUACGCAUUAUACAAAUGAUGAAAAAGAUGAAACAAUUGACAAAAGAAUAGAUGAUUUCAUUGACAAUGAAAAAUCUGCGCAAGAACAUAUUCAUAAAUUAAUGAAUAACAAAACGCAGUGUUUGAAAUCAACUGUAGUCGACAAUGAAUUAAAUAAAAAAAAAUAUGCAGUUUCCGCAAUAGCAGUUGAAACUUUUACUACAACAACUAUAAAUAAUCCAGAGGUACCAAUAAGUGAUGCAAUAGAAUCUGAACGGUUACAACACUUAUGCGUUACUGGAAAUAUAGAGCAACCAAAGGAGCCUGAAUCUCAGGAUGUAUCAGCAAGACACAAUAUUGCAAAUAAUACUAUAAGUCUUAAUAUAACGGAUGGAGACCAUUCUAAUGUACAAACAGAUUUAGAAGUUGGUACUUGCAUCAAAGUAAGCGAUAACAUAAGAAAUAGUAAAGCCUCUAAUCAUAAAAUCAGAGAAACUAUUUUUGAAAAUUGCACAGCUGAUAAGAAAAAUAUUUCUAAUAUCUUCAAUACAUCACUGUGUUCAAAAAAAGAAGAGGUUAAUGAUGAAAAAGAUAUCGACCUGAAAACAGAUCAUAAAGAAGGUGCACAACUCAAAUCCAAAAGGAAUUAUGAUAAAGAACAUAAUGUAGAAGAAUUAAAAAGAUCUUCUGUAUUGCAUACAAAAGUUGAUGAGAAAGAUCAUAAUUUUGACCAAACACAUGAUCAUAAACUACUGAAAAAGCUUUAUAAAAUAUCUCACACAAAAAGUAUUCGGGAUUCAUCAGAAGAUAAAUGUAUCAUUCAAGAUGCAGAAUUACAGGAUAAUAUAGACGGGCUUUCAUUAUUAGCCAAUGUUAUCGCAAGUCAACAUGUAUCUCAUCUAAAAACUGAGCGUGAAUUGCAAUGUGAACAAAUCAAAGUUAAAGAUUAUGCAUCGUUAAGAGAUUCUUAUAAUCAAACUACCGACGAUGAAGUCGGUACCAACGACCUGUCGAAUACAGUUUCUCAAAUUUUGGAAAACCCAACUGCUGACGUAAUCAAUAAAAUAGUUGGAAUUUAUCCAGAGGACGCAUUGGACAAAGUAGCGCUUCAUGUUGAAGUGACAUCGACAACUGAUAUAAAUCCCGAUGAUCGCGUAAACAAUUCAAGCAAUAGCGUUCCGCAUAUCGUUGAAACCACUAUAAAUUAUGAAACGGACACGUUGUCUAACAAUUUAAAUAUGGUAGAAAAUAAUGUGCAGUCGAUAAAGGAAAAUACGAACGUUAUAUUAAACGGGGAAACAGUUGUGCUCUUACAAAAGUCUCCCAAUAGCAAUUUAUACAUCAUCAAUAAAGCAGUAGAAAAUGCACGAGAUCACAAUAGCGACGAUGAGAAUUGUCCAGUUAAGGAGAAAAGUUGGAUGAUCCCACCAGAGAAUUGUGCAUCGUUUGAAGUCGUUAAUAUGUCGGAGCAUAUUUCUUUUAAUUUGGAUCUGCCGCAAUAUGGCAAAGAAUUAUCAUGUCAAGAAAAUAAGUUUUCUGUCGGCAGGAACAAGAGUAUAAAAAUCGAACCUGAGGAGGAAAGUAGUUUGAUGAGUAUCGCAGAGAUGAAAUCUUAUGGUAAGAAAGGUUCAUUGUCGGCCGACGUGACAUUACCCGCGACAUCGCAAAUUUAUCAGGACACGAAUGUUGCGAAUGUGAGCAUCAGCAGCAAGUCGAUCGAUAAACGAAAAUCCAAAUCCAUCCUUACUUAUAGACAGAAUAUUAAACAAGAGUUUAGCAAUCAUAUUACACCGAAUUGCGGAAUACAAGGAUGCAACGGAAUACAUACGCAUCCGCACGAAGUGAUUGAUUCGCAGCAUUCGUUACAUAUUCCAGUCACUCAUCCCACAACGAUAUCCUCGAUUUACGGGAAUUGUGCUGCCGGUACAGAUCUCUGCAUGCCGUAUCACAAGCAUUGCACUUCCGUAUCGUGUAGUCUACAAAUUAAUUCCACAACUUCGCUCCAUUCCCAUACAAAAUCUGCCAAUUCAUGCGGUAGAUCGCACUGCUCAUGCCUAAAUUGUACGUAUGAUAUAGUCACGCAUUGCAGACAGUGUAUACACCCUGCCACAGAUUCCCAUGUGUCUUGUAUUGAAAGUAAUUCUUAUUUUUUGCCCGCGCAUUCGUCAGUACAAACAUCCGCCGUCCAAGAGCACGAUAGGACAAAAAGUGAAGCGGUAAUAAGUAAAUUGUAUGACGAUCAAAUAUUGCGUAAAAUAGAGCAAAGAGUAUCGCUACAAAAUAAUACGUUGGAGAAACUGGACGUGCAAAGAGAACCGGAUAAGUUAUUCAAGAAAGAUAUGGAGAACAAGUUGCCGCUGAAAAAGAGAUUGAAGGCUCACGCCAUGAUGUCUAUGGUGUAUGAAAAGGUACCCAUCAAGGCGGAAAAAUUGGAUAACUAUCCUGGAAUUCCCAUGAUAUCCAUAGCAGCCUUAGAAGCAUUAGAUAGUACACAGAAGCAUCCUACACAAAUUAUUAAAUCAUCAUACGAAUUAUCCCCCACUGAAGAGGAGAAUAAUCCACAUGGCAGUUAUCACUUCAAUUCGAAUAUAGUGCGAAGGGAUUACUGCAAAGAUAUCCACAUUUCUAAUGCACAUCACAAUCUUGUGAAAGAAAGUACAAGAAAUCACGAACGCCAGUUUCGACCGAACGGUGAUCAGACUAACGCAGUGUGUCUGGAACGUUGUCAAGACAGAACGUUUAAAACACCUGCGCAGCGUAGAGACAUAACAGCAACGAAUCCGACAUCUCUGAAACGUAUAACUACAGAGACAAUGGAACAGGAUAGCACGUGUAAAAAGGCGAAAAAAAUGCAGUCAUCUAUUAGACAAACGAGAAGCUCAAAGAGAAACGUUCCUAAGGUAAAUUAUUGUUACACCGAUGUUGAUCCAGAAUGGAAUCCGUCCGGUGAGUCAAAACGAAGGCGUAAGAAGACUAGUCGAUGAUCAAUACUAUUUCAUUAUGAGAAGUCACUGCUGUAAAAAAAAAAAAAAAGAAAAAAC
Messenger RNA from Formica exsecta, 5283 nucleotides. RefSeq lists its product as uncharacterized. The transcript has 8 exons. The record is from RefSeq and is a predicted model, not a curated record. NCBI's taxonomy places the organism in Eukaryota, Metazoa, Arthropoda, Insecta, Hymenoptera, Formicidae. Bases 223 to 5226 code for a protein of 1667 amino acids.